AUGUACCACUUAGUAACGUCGUUCAAGUUUCAUUACUUCCUGUUCUUCUUGGCAGAUGUGCACACGGCACUCAACGCGCUCAACCUGCUAUUCCAGAAGCGACAGGUCGACCUCACUGCAGUGCACUCCCAGGUGAGGCGGACCAUCAUCUACAUGGAGCAGAGGUACCUGAACUGUGGCCAGCAGUUUGGCGGUGGGACCAGCGAGCUGCUGUCUGCUUUCCUCGCGCGGCACGCCUCGCCCGACUGCCGUGAAGUGACUGUGGAAGGGGUGGACAAGGAGGGUCAGCCCCGUGUACACAAGUUCCAGCUGCACGAGGAGGCAGUCAAGGGAUACACCACCAGCAGCGGGGACAUGCAAGGCUGCUACACCUGCUGCCGCUCAUUCGCCCGCGAGCUGGUGUACAACCUCGAGCUGCGCUUGGGAGACCUGACGCGCUUGAACGGGGCGAAGCUCUUCAUGCCCCGCUCGUGGCCGAGGGGCGUCGAGGCAAGAGACGCAGCGUGCAAGGAGCACCUGCACGGCCUCGUCCAUCUGUUUCAGGACAAGAACCGGGACACGAUCUUGCCUGAAGCGUGCGGCACGAGCGGAGCUGCGCACGUUCCUGCCGGUGCUCUCCACUGCCCCCAAGGAAGAGCAGCCCUUUCACGCAGGAAAAGGCGCCCCAGCAAGCGCAAGGAGCAAGCUGCGCCAGAGAAGGAGCGGGCCAAGGCCAAGUUUGUUAAGGGGAGUGGCCACCGGGUGGUGGAGGAGGAGGACCUAGACGAGGGCAUGUGUGGUUCUGCAGGCGAUGGCAGUGAGAGUGAUGACGAUGCCACUUCACCCUGUGGCGGCGCUGCCGCUGAGCUGGACGUCCUUGUUGGAGGAGUGAGCAUGGGCGUGCGACUCUCCGGUCAGCCUUGUUUCAACGCGCCUUUAGUUCCGCUGCUGUUGCGCCUCCUGCUGCUGCACCUGCUAUCGCUCCACGCAAUACAAGCGAGAAGCACGCAGCGACAAGCGGGCUCGGUAGUGACGUCAGCGCAGUCCAGUGACGCGACGCAGUCCCACGAGGCGGAGCACGCGGAGGCCAUCGAGCCGUCUGGGCGGUUAGAGCGAUUAGUGCGGGCAGAGGGAUUAGAGGGGUCGGGCCGCUGGGAGGAAACGGUACAGGGUCGCUCGCAAGGAGUGGGGCACGGUGGUGGGCGCGGGUGGUUGAUUCGGGGAGCGAGGAGGAGUGGAGAUACGGUGUUGAGCGUAGGCGAUGGGGGCCAGGGGACCUUUGAGAAGCGUGCACGCAGUGGGAGCAGCGAUGGCAGGGUGCAGCAGCACAUGCGAGGACGCGUGCCACACCAUCCCGCCCUCACCACGCAUGUGCUCUCCCCCCUCCCUCGCCGCCCUGUGUAUCCGCCAUCCCUCACUGCAGCAGGCGGGGCAACCAGCAGCGCCACCACCACUGACACGGUCACGCCCUUCCCUCUCCGCUCUUCCCCCUCCGCCUCCUCCUCAUCGCCCACCAGCAGCUCUGCUGCACCUGCUGUCGCUAAGGCACUCCCCACGCCUGCUCGCGCGCCUGCUACCGCAAGUCCCACUCCCACGCUCCUUGGCGCCACCAGCACAGGGGAGAGCGGUGGCAGCAGUAAUGGCGGGUCAGCGGGAACACCUACUGCCGCCGCUGCCGUCACUGCACCUGCAGAAUCAGGUCCUGUCGAUGCAGCAGCAGCACCGGCGGCAGCAGCUGCGGUGUAUGGAGCGGGGGAGCAAGGGGCGGAGGGGGAGUUGGUGGGGAAGCGGCUGGUGAUGGUGGUGACGCCCACGUACCCGCGUGCGUACCAGGCGCUCUACCUCUCGCACCUCGCCAACACCCUGCGCGCCGUUGCCCCCCCGCUGCUGUGGAUUGUGGUGGAGGGCGCCAACAAGACGGAGGAGACGGCGCAGGCGCUGAAGCAGACAGCAGCGCAGUGCCUGCCACAUGGGGACCCCGCGUGCCGCACCGUCAACUUCCUGCACCUCGCUGCUGGCACGAGGGAGAUGGCGAAGUGGAACAAGGCGGUGGCACAGCGCAACGCAGCGCUGCAGCACAUAGAGGCGCACCGCAUGGAUGGGGUCAUCUACUUUGCUGAUGACGACAACGUCUACGCCCCUCAGCUGUUGGAGGAGGUGAGGGCGAUCAGGGUGGUGGGCGUGUUCCCGGUGGGCUUUCUCUUCUCAGCCGACUACGCAGCAGUCAACCCCGGCAAGCCCUCGCGCCCCUUUGUGGAGCGCCCCUUGGUGCAGCGCGCCAGCGACGGAGUGGCGCGCGUGGUGGGGUGGGAGACGUUCGAGUGGUCCAUCCCCAAGGGCAAGCGCGGCGGCGCCUACCGCUCCUUCUGCUCCGACAUGGCUGGCUUCGCCUUCAGCUCGCGUCUGCUGUGGACGCGCCUCACCUCCAUCCCCGGCUACCCGCGCCACCCUGUUCGCUUCCAGGCCAUCUGGGGAGGCUACCUGGAGACGACGUUCCUGUCGCGCCUGCUGCCGUCGCCCGCAUACCUGCAGCCCAUAGCACGGGACGCCACGGAUGUGUGGGUGUGGCACAUGCACGCCGAGGCCGAGAAGACCUUCCAGUACCCCGCCAAAGCCUGGACCCUCCCUCAACCCGACCCUCAGCACCUGGUUCGGGUGGCGCAGGAGGGCUCAGAGUGGCCGUACAUUGUGGACGGGCAGAGGUACGGGUUUGCGGACAAGAAGGAGCCGUGGCCACGGUUUGGGUACCGUGCGGGGCUCAUGCCUCGCAAUGGGACAGCUGCACCACCGCCAGUCAAACGCACACCCAAGGAUCAAUUCUCGUGGAAGGAUUGA
Messenger RNA from Closterium sp. Naga37s-1, 2814 nucleotides. NCBI's taxonomy places the organism in Eukaryota, Viridiplantae, Streptophyta, Zygnematophyceae, Desmidiales, Closteriaceae. The record is from the annotation of a GenBank genome assembly.